AUGCCCAUCACACUUGACUCUGGCACUCGUCACUUCAUGUCAACGCUUUCCAAUCUCACAUUGAAUCAUAUACGUUUAUCUACAGCAUCAGAUAUGGCUUCUAUCAAAAUUACCCAGCGGCUAUUUGGCAAUUCGUUGAAGACUCCAGUCAUUGAAUAUGUCGCUCAACUAUGGGAAGGAAUUCUAGAGACAUACACUGUAGUCAUCACUGCAUUCAAGAAUACCGAGAAAGCACCCGCACUACUCCCUUACGUGUCAUCCUUGAGCUCGUCCAUCAAUGUCUAG
Messenger RNA from Suillus paluster, 285 nucleotides. RefSeq lists its product as uncharacterized. The transcript has 4 exons. Lineage: Eukaryota; Fungi; Basidiomycota; Agaricomycetes; Boletales; Suillaceae. The record is from RefSeq and is a predicted model, not a curated record. Bases 1 to 285 code for a protein of 94 amino acids.